AUCUUUGUUCUGCAGUUUCUGCUCAAAGAGUAAGGAAAGAACUUUGCUAGAGGAUUUGCUUUUAACCACACUUCUGAAGAAGUGUGCAAGCUCCAAGAGAAGCACAGUUUUGGUUUUUUUCAUAGUGUACUUAGCGCAUUUUAUAAUGUCUCCAGGAAGAAAAAGGAGUAACAAACUGGAAAACAAAAGAAAGAGCAAGAAAGGAGAAAGUGAAGAAAUGUCUGCCAAUUUAAAGUACCUUUCCUUGGGCAUCCUGGUGUUUCAGACCACAAGUUUAGUGUUGACCAUGCGCUAUUCUCGGACACUGAAAGAAGAAGGACCUCGUUACUUAUCCUCCACUGCAGUAGUUAUUGCUGAACUUCUGAAGAUUUUGGCCUGUGUUCUGUUAGUCUACAAAGACAGCAAAUGCAAUUUACGGACUCUGAACAGAGUGCUGCAUGAUGAAAUCCUUAACAAACCCAUGGAAACUCUUAAACUUGCUAUUCCUUCAGGAAUUUACACUCUUCAGAACAACUUGCUAUAUGUAGCAUUGUCAAACCUAGAUGCAGCCACAUACCAGGUUACAUAUCAACUGAAAAUUCUCACCACAGCACUGUUUUCUGUGUCCAUGUUGAGCAAGAAACUGGGUGUAUACCAGUGGCUGUCACUAGUAAUAUUGAUGACAGGAGUGGCAUUUGUGCAGUGGCCUUCAGACUCUCAAGCAACACCUGCUAAGGAGCACUCAGCAGGAUCACAGUUUGUAGGCCUGAUUGCAGUUCUCAUAGCAUGUUUUUCUAGUGGAUUUGCUGGGGUUUAUUUUGAGAAAAUUUUAAAGGAAACUAAGCAGUCUGUGUGGAUCAGGAACAUUCAGCUUGGCUUUUUUGGUAGCAUAUUUGGACUGAUGGGUGUUUACAUUUAUGAUGGAGAACAACUGUCAAAGAAUGGAUUUUUUCAAGGAUACAAUAAACUUACUUGGGUGGUGGUGGUUCUGCAGGCACUUGGAGGGCUGGUGAUUGCUGCUGUUAUAAAAUAUGCGGACAACAUUUUAAAGGGAUUUGCAACUUCCCUCUCUAUUAUACUGUCAACGUUGAUCUCCUAUUUCUGGCUGCAAGAUUUUGUCCCUACAAGUGUCUUUUUCCUUGGAGCCAUCCUUGUAAUAGCAGCUACUUUUCUAUACGGUUAUGAUCCCAAACCUGCAGGAAAUCCCAUUAAGGCAUAGCAGACUUCCUCAUCAACCUGCUCCUCGAGAUCAUGCACUGGGGGCCUUGCUAGCACUGGCAUGUGGGAAGUGUCACUGUGCACUGCAAGGGAAGGAUGACUGCCCUGAAUGUAUUGAAGAAAUGCUGAUGAGUAGUUCUGAACAGCCAGAGGGGUUACAGGUGGAGGGUGAUGCUGUCUGUAACUGAUGGGGGGGGAAAUGUCAGGGGAAUGCCCAGUGCAACUUGCUAAUAAAAACUUGAAAGGAACCAAAAGUUUCCAAGAAACUAGAAUGAGGAAUGUUUACAGCUUUGACUGGGAUUGCAUCAGAAGAAUUACUCUAUUGACUGCUGCAAAAAUAUGUCCUAUGCACUCUUUGAAAGAGCACACGACAACAAUUGUCAGAUUGUAUGUUUUUGCGAUUCGAUUCUAUUUAAUCUUAGUAAAUAUGUUUUUAACUGUUUGUCUAUUUACGUGAAAUGAGCUGAACUUCAUAGUUCUAAAGUGAUGGUUCUAAUUAGGUACUCCUUAUUAAAACUGUGAAAAUUGAAGUAUGAUUGAAAGACACUUUCACAAUAUCAAAUGUUUUUAUUUUUUUAGAAGGCUGAUUUAAGAACAGAAGUCUGUUAUUAAAUGAUAAUAUUAUAAUUCUGUUGCUUCUAUAAAACUAUUGUAAGAAUGUUCACAUUGUCACCGAAGUACAAAGGGAGGAAUACUCCAGCCUUCAUCAGCCUGUGGUGUUGGAGCAGAUGGAAUAACUCUGGGAACACUGGCUGGAACUUACCACGCGAACCUGGGAGCAGGAGUAGGGUUACAAUGGGUGCUUGCUCAGAUAUAAUGUUCGUUCUUGUUAUUUUACUGAUUAUAAAUCAACUUCUUGGUAGAACCUUAAAAGUAGGUUUUGUGCUUUAAGUAGUCUCUGAAGUUUUCUUUAGAUCACGAUUUAAAAAAACAAAGAGCCCAUAAUAAGCAUUUUAAAGGCAUUAUCAUUGUCUGUAACAGCUCCAUCUGGAGAUAUUAUGGUAGGGCAUCUGUAUACUGUACUGUACUUUAUUACAGAGGUGUUUUUUAAACAAGUGUUGUUUACUCAUGAACUCUUCCAAGCUUGUUCUGUAUAUUUCUAUGUAAUGGCUUAAUUAGAGUUUGGUGGGGGUUUUUAAAUUAUUAAUAUUUUGUUCUGGGAGUCCUUGAGCCAACAGACCAAAAUGGGUUCUCUGCAUCUAUUUGUUCUAGUAGUAGAAUUACUUUAAUAGGAAAUUACUUUAAUAGGAAAUUAAAAAGCAAUUAAUUGUGCAAUAGGUAAAUAUAAAAGCAUGCUGUUAUUUCAAACAAAAAAAAAAACAAACUUCACAAAGAAACCUUGCUGCAAUUAGAUCAAUUAGACUGUUAUGAACACUUCACUUGAAGUAUUUGCAUAUAGUCAGAAACACUAAAAAAAUCUAACUAAUAAACAAAAAAGCUGUCUAAAAAUCAUUGGUUUUCAGGAGACUGUUCACAAUGGAUGCUGAUGCCGGGUGACUCGUGUGACACCUGUGAUGGUGCAUUUAUAUAAAAACACAUCAGGAAUCCCUUACCGGUAGAAUGACAAGUUGUAAAAAUGUCUAUUCCCUUGUUUUCCCCACCACCACCCCCUUCAUGCUCUUUCUCACAUCUGUCUUGUACUAAAGAAAAUGUGUAAGAGAAAGGUGUUUUAAAAUGUUUACCAAAGUACCUCAUCUGAUUGACAAGGAGAUUCUGUAGGAGUGCUCUGAGAUUUCUUAGUGAAGUGUUGUAAGUGGGAAAGGAAGAAUUCCACUUAUGUUCAGUCAAGUAAAAAUAGUGUUUUUCUUCUGUUGGCAAUUACAUGUUUUAUCAACGUUUUGUUUGUUUGUCUUAUCAGAGCAAGACAUUAAAGAAAUAUCACAGCUCUGCCUAGGGCUUGCUAAGCUUUGUGAACUGUGUAUCUGUCCCAGCAUGUUGUAAUUGCAGGAGCUUUGCUGCUUGGUGGUCAAAACUAUCUAAAUGGGCAUUCUAUGUUAAUCUUUCACGUGUAAUAUUCAAUGUGGCACAACCUUUGAAAAGUCUCAUUUAGCCAUUUCCCCCUGCAGUGCAGCCUGAGGUAAGAUGUGUGUGUGUAGAGCAGUGGCUCACGGCUGUGCUGGGUGCAGAAUGGGAACCACACAGCUCUGAAAUGAGAUGGGAAGUGUUGGUAGUAAUCUCUCAAUUGGAGUCUGGCCCUACACAGUAAUACUUUUGAUUUCAUGAAUCACAGUGGUGGGAGUGUUGAAGUGAUGUAAUUGGUUACUUUCCUAAGAAAAGUCUCCAAAAAAUGUAAGAAGCAGUUUGAGAACACUUUAAAGACGGUUGUAUAGGAAGGGACCAAAAAAGCCAAAUAAUUACCACAUGGCUGGAGCUCUGUGACCUGUAGCCUGGUUUUAACAUUUCAGGUGGACCUGUCAAUAUUUGCCAGCAAGGGUGUUUAAAGGAAAGACCAGGAAUAUGUGCUCUUUUCUUUGGAAUAGGAUGCCAUGCAGCUUUGGAAAACUGCCUGCUUUACUAAGGAAGAGUAACUCCUGUCUGUAAAUCAGCGACUGCUUUGACAUGACAGUCCAAUCCUGUUUUCCAGGAGAAGGAUAGAGCUCGUCAUAGACAUGUUGCUGAAAAGGAAAAAUUAAUUUGCAUUUUUAGCUGCGUUUCUUCAGCCUUUGGCGGGCUGAGGAAAGGCUCGUCUCUGAGGUGUGACUCUGAACAAGGGGAGGUAGCACAUAUUUUGUGGGAACAGAAAGGAUUUGAGGAGGGCUUACUGAUUUCUGUAACCUUUGCAUUGGAGAGCAUAUGCACAUUUUCUCACUGAGGUACUUUUGUAUUUGUAUUUUGAUUUUUUUUAAGUAGCUUUAAGUCUAUAACUCAUUAACCAAAGAGGAAUACCUGGCACAGAGCUUUGGGAAGUAGUGGAUAAUGUGCUUUGAGUUUGCCCUAAAAGCAAAUGCUGUAGGAGUCUAAUUUCCUAAAAAAACUCUUGUCUUUCUGAACUAUUUUCUGACUUCUGGACAAUGGUUUUGUUAGUUUAGUUGUAUAUUUAGGAGACUAACCUAUACUUAGCAGAAUUUUGUUUAAAUAUUUAUAAAGUUAUAGAAGUUAUAGCUAGGUAUUUAUUUGCAAUAGCUUGAAUGAUGUGAUUUUUUUUGCCAGACAUAUAUUGGGUAUACUGGUAUUUAUUGAACACUUGGGUAUUGGUAGUGUUAUUUGAGAAUCUCUGGGAUACGUGAUAAAUGGUCAAAUAACAAUGAACUUAGGACUACCUUCAAAGCAAAAUGGAUCAGUUCAGUGGUGAAAUACCUUGAGGCUAAUAAAGUAAGAUAAACUUUUCUUUCAAUGUUGUAUUUUUAAGCAAUCCACAAGUGCCCAAAAAUGUAUUUUCUCAAAUAAUUCAGAUAAUUGUAUAGUUUUACUCAAUUCAUUGUUUUAAGCAGACUUAAAGAAAACCUCCCUUUUUAUUUGUUUCAGUCAAGGGUAGAUUAAUGUUCUAGAUUCAGCUUCUACAGUGAUUUUUUAUUACAAUGUUUUAGUAACUAUUGUUUUAUAUUUCCUCAAAAAGACAAAACUCUCAUUUUGCUUGUGUUUCAUGUGCAUACAGGCCUCUCACAGACUCUUAGUAGUACAUAAUUCUUUUGUGUUUCUAACUUAUUUUUAUGGCUGUAAUUCAAAAUACUGUAAUAGAUUUUGUUAAUUUUUUUAAUUGAUAAAUUAAACAUUGCAUCUCUUCUGGUUCUUGUUGUCAAUAACUUUCAUAUUUGAAUUUAUUUCCUAAUCAGCCCUGCAUGAUCUGUUAGAUUUAAGUGAUUGUUACUUUCCGAAUUUGAAUUUAUUGCUCGUUUUCCUCCUGGUGACAAGUUUCUUACUGGAUAUUGUGUUGAGGAGGAUUAUUCAUUCCUUUCAUAUCUGAAAUCUAUGUUUUGUGAGAAUGAGCAAGGGUUGGGUUUUUUUCGUAUUAGAAAGGUAACAUUUCUCUAUAACAUGACAUUAUAUAUAUAUGUGUAAUGUGUCAUUACCUAAGGUGGUGCAUUACUGUGACAAAGUAGUGUUUCCUUGCCUUUGUUUUAAUUGUUCUUUUCAUUUUUAAUGCUGAUUUUUUUCCACAAGAAGAGAGUCCUGCUCCUUUCAGGUAAGCUCAUUGUAUAUUUUUAGAUACCUAAAAUUCGGACAUUUUACUAAAGAAAAAUUAGUGGCAAAAUUCGGCAAAAUAUGUGAAAUUUAUUAGAUCAUAUCUUCAGUUACUGUCCAAAGUUCUGUUCAGUUGAAUUCUUAACUUUUUCUAAGUAUUUCUCAGCUGAAUUUAUAACUCUUUCUAGAAGAAGAACGAGCCUGUUCUGACUUGCCAUUUGCUUGUUCUUGAAUGUCUGCUACAUAUUUGCUUCCAAGAGUAGACAUGGCACAUUAACUCGUCUUCAGCCUCCCAUCAUUAUUCUGGCUGUAAUUAGCCAUAUUCAUUUCAUUAGUGAUUUAUAGCUCAGUAAGAAUUGCUUACAAGCUAAGCAUAUCUUUAUUUGCUGCCGUGAGUAUAAUUUUAAAAUAUUUUUUAAACUUUGUCCUUAUUGUCAAUAUAUGAGCCAAAUUGUCAAUAUAUACGUCAACAUAUAAAUAAUUUAUUCAAACAUUGUAGUAAAAAUUUUAAGGUAGUCUUAGUUUUUUAUAUGUUGAUGUCGAUAUUUGUGUGUGAUUACACUGAAUACUGUUCUAAUAUAUGGUGUUUCCCAGCAGUUUGGAAAAGGUUAUUUUUUUUUGUAUAACACUGCUGAACACAGGAAUUCAUCUUGCAUGACUUAACACUAUCCUUUUUUUAAUCCAUAUUGAGGUAAAAUACUGUUUUGGUUUUCUUUCUAUAUGUGUAGAUAAUGCCACUGUAGUAAUAAAUUGGUUGAAAUUAA
Messenger RNA from Sturnus vulgaris (Common starling), 6083 nucleotides. RefSeq names its product solute carrier family 35 member A3 (gene SLC35A3). Gene Ontology annotation, cellular component: Golgi membrane. Gene Ontology annotation, biological process: pyrimidine nucleotide-sugar transmembrane transport. Lineage: Eukaryota; Metazoa; Chordata; Aves; Passeriformes; Sturnidae. Gene Ontology annotation, molecular function: pyrimidine nucleotide-sugar transmembrane transporter activity. The record is from RefSeq and is a predicted model, not a curated record.